AGGAAAAUAGUAUAAAACUAUCCGUGUCAAUUUGGAGGAGAACUCAAAACGUGUGAGGUGGCAACCCAAGUCUACUAAUUCAAGCGAAGUUUAAAUUGCAAAGACAAUGAACAAGCGAGGAGGGCCACCGGUUAAGCUUAUUGUCAUUGCUGCUACGUUAUUAGGUUGUGUUUAUUUGUUAUAUUUAUACAAUUCUUCGCAAGGCCGCUUACGCGAGGCAGAAGCUUCUGCAGAGAGAUACCGACGGUCUGAUGAAUCUAAAGUUGCUCAAUUGCAAGUUUUGUCAGAGCAGAAGUCUCGGGUUGAGACAUCAUUAAAAGAUUCCAUGAAAGAAAAAGAAGUUUUACAAGAAAAGUGUGAAAAUGACAGACAAGAGUUUGUCAACAGACUGAAUUCUUUGAAUUCUCAACAUAAGAUGCUGAAGGGUCAGCAUGAUGAACUGGAGGCAGAAAAUGGCCGGCUGCAGCAGGAGAUGCAGAAAGCACGAGAUGACAAUGCCAAUGUGGAGUCUCAGCAUCGACAGGAGUUCAGUCAGAUGAAGCAGGAGAAGGAGCUGGAUAUUGCCAGCCUCAGGGAUCAGAUCGCCAACAUGCAACGGCAGAAUGACAACCUCCAGAACGAGAUUUCCAGUCUCAAGGCCCAGCUGGAGAAUAGCCAGAAACAGUUAAUAGUGGACCAGGGUACUGUACGACGCCUGGAGCAGGACAUCUCUAGCUACAAGAAACAACAAAUGGCGGACCAAAGUUUGCUUCGUCAACUGGAGAAACAAGCGGUUGUUCGAAAGCAGAAUGCUGCAGCAGCUGCCAAUGCACUAAACCAGGUUCAAGGCAACCAGCAACCGCAGCAGAACUUUGUACAACAGCAGAAUGGUGAACAGCAACAGCAGAUCUUGGCACAGCAACAGGCACAGGCAGCACAACAGGCAGCUCAGCAGGCCGUGCAACAAGCCGGUCAGAUCAACCAAGCAGGUGGCUUGCAGGCUAAUGACCUUGUUUAUCAAGCCCAAGGUCAAGGCCAGUUUCAAGGUCAGGGUCAAGUGCAAGGUCAAGAGGCUGUCCAGAACAUGAACCAAAAUGUUAAUCAGGAUAUCAACAAUCCUAACAUGAAUGCUGGGGCUCAGGUCCCGAACGCUGGACAAGAUGCCAACAACCAACACCAGAUGGCAGCAGUUGACUUGCAGCAAGGUCAAGGUCAAGGUCAGGGUCAACAAGGUGUGAACAAUGAUCAGCAUCAAAUGCAGGCCCCGAACAUGGAUGCUGCAAACCAAGAAGCAGGCAAUCAGAAUCAGAACAAGACAGCAGUGGCUCAGCACCACCCAGCUCAAGGAGGACUUACUGAAAAGCCCCUAGAUGAUCUCAAGCCAGUAAAAGACAAGGCAGUAGAGGCUAAAAACAAUACUACCUUAGCGCCAAAGUCCAAACUGGGCUCCCACUUUGGGGACGAUGCUGCCAUUAAGACUCAGAAAAAGGAAUCCUUCAGAGAUAAACUGCUUGGGCUGAAGCAGAAGGCUGAUGGUGAUGACAUUGGCAAAGAGGGUCACCCAGACGAUGUCAAAGUCAUGGAUGCUUUUGAUAACCUCAAAGUUGAUCCAGGAAAGCCCCAGGCAGUUGGUGUGGCAAUGAAUGCUCCCAAGUCCCCUGAGAAUGAAGGGAACGUGUCGCAGAAACAGGCAGUUGGUGUGGCAAUGAAUGCUCCCAAGUUCCCUGAGAAUGAAGGGAACGUGUCCCAGAAACAGGCAGUUGGUGUGGAAAUGAAUGCUCCCAAGUCCCCUGAGAAUGAAGGGAACGAGUCCCAGAAACAGGCAGUUGGUGUGGCAAUGAAUGCUCCCAAGUCCCCUGAGAAUGAAGGGAACGAGUCCCAGAAACAGGCAGUUGGUGUGGAAAUGAAUGCUCCCAAGUCCCCUGAGAAUGAAGGGAACGUGUCCCAGAAACAGGCAGUUGGUGUGGCAAUGAAUGCUCCCAAGUCCCCUGAGAAUGAAGGGAACGAGUCCCAGAAACAGGCAGUUGGUGUGGCAAUGAAUGCUCCCAAGUCCCCUGAGAAUGAAGGGAACGUGUCCCAGAAACAGGCAGUUGGUGUGGCAAUGAAUGCUCCCAAGUCCCCUGAGAAUGAAGGGAACGAGUCCCAGAAACAGGCAGUUGGUGUGGCAAUGAAUGCUCCCAAGUCCCCUGAGAAUGAAGGGAACGUGUCCCAGAAACAGGCAGUUGGUGUGGCAAUGAAUGCUCCCAAGUCCCCUGAAAAUGAAGGGAACGUGUCCCAGAAACAGGCAGUUGGUGUGGCAAUGAAUGCUCCCAAGUCCCCUGAGAAUGAAGGGAAUGUGUCCCAGAAACAGGCAGUUGGUGUGGCAAUGAAUGCUCCCAAGUCCCCUGAGAAUGAAGGGAACGAGUCCCAGAAACAGGCAGUUGGUGUGGCAAUGAAUGCUCCCAAGUCCCCUGAGAAUGAAGGGAACGUGUCCCAGAAACAGGCAGUUGGUGUGGCAAUGAAUGCUCCCAAGUCCCCAGAGAAAGACGGGAACGAGUCCCCCAAUCAGGCAGUUGGUGUGGCAAUGAAUGCUCCCAAGUCCCCAGAGAAAGACGGGAACGAGUCCCCCAAUCAGGCUGUUGAGGAGCAGCCCAAGGUAGACUUGCAUGAGGAUGCCCAGCACCAGCCAGCACAGGGACAAGAACAGGUAGCUGGUGUCGUGAUGCAAGCACAAGCUCCUAAGGCUCCUCAGAAUGAAGGCGAGGUCCAGAAACAGAAUGCGGGUGAUGUGGAUGUUGACAAAAUCCACCCUCCAGUCUUACUUGAUGACCAUGUUGCGGAUGAUAAAGAAAUUCAGGAGUUGAUCCGACCUGGUGAUGUUGAGCUAAAGCAACGUCUCCAGCUGGAUGAGAAUAAGGGAGGCGAGGUGAAGGUGGACAUUGAGCGACCAGUCAAUGUGGAUGUUCCGAUAGUCAAGGACUCUCUAGAAGUGGUUGACAACCAGGAUUUACAGGAUGUUCGUCCCGAUAUGGUGGAGAACCAGGGUCAGAUCUUCAAACCUGAUUUCAACAACCAGGACUUGGACAACAACAAGCUCCAGAUAAACGCUCAGGACAACCAGCAGGGCCUUAACAAUGACCAUGACAACAGGAUACAGAACGAGGGGCCAGUUAAUCUCCAGGUUCAAGAGCCGCUGCUUCCUAACCGAAACUUUGAUGAGGACAAACACAUCCCACAGCAGCAACUGGCCCCAGGGAAUGACCUUGACCAGGCUGAGAAAGAGGCUGCUCCUCUCCAGCCUCAAGGUCACGGGCAAAUGAUGAUCCCAAACUUUGGUCUGGGAAAGAACAUGGGCAAGGUAUUUAUGGAUGGCGAUGGUGUGCAGGUGGAAGGAGAAGAGGAGGAGGAGGAGGAAGAUGAGGAACAAUAUAAUGAUGACAAUGUAGAUAAGUAUGAGUUGGAUGACACGGCAGACAAGGACACACAGCAGGAGCAACUGGACGUCUGAUGUCAGUCGUCUCCCUGCAACAGGAAGAAGAAAAGAGGCUCCAAUGCCCCACGCCGAUAUGUAAAUCCAUUGGCAGCCUUGUGGAAUCUGUUGACAGACAUAUUGGAUUUGGAGGCGGACAUUUUGGUCUUGGAGGCGGACAUUUUGGUCUUGGAGGCGGACAUUUUGGUCUUGGAGGCAGCCAUUUUAGAUAUGCUGGUAGAUAUCGUGGAUGUUUGUUGGCCAUUUCAUAGCUGGGGAGAUGUGGUGGCGUGUUGACAGAGGUUGAUUCCAUUUUCUCAGGUUGUUUUGAAGAGAUUUGUUACAUUACUGACUUGUACGCUGCCACGUUUAGAAGAUCUGUCAACACCUAUGAGUGUGCAUUGUUGAUGUACAAAUGCCCAUGUUAAUAUGCACUGUAUUAUCUCAGUGGGAAAAUGGUUUAUCAUGUUGGAAGCUUUGACCAAAAGCAUAUUGGGAAUUAAUAGACCCAUAUGAGUAUCUAAUUGUGAUUAACUGUUUGGGAAAUAGUUUUUUGUGGGAUUGGUGUUUCAGGUGAUAAUAGAUGAUUAAGAUAAAAUGGUGGGUUUUGUUGCUGGAGUAUGUAGUCAACCUUUUGUAAGAUAUGUUUUGAUGUACACAAUGUGGUGAAAGUAACAUUCUCUGAGGCUUUUAUCAAUUUAGUUACCAUGGUUACAACUUAUUUUCCCAAACCGUCCAAUCAUUAGUUCAGAAAAUAAGUACAGAUGUAAUGCUGCCUUUCUGUUUUCUUAACAUGAUUAAAAUAUGUUAGUAGGGGUGAAGUGAAUCAAUUGGUUAACAGACCUCUUGUUAAAAUAAAACUCUUUGCCUUUCAAGAUAAUUAAUCAUUGUUAAUGAAUCUCAGAACUUGGAAUGAAUUAUGAGGUAUGUGACAAUUGUGUAAAUAUACUUACAUCCAGGAAAUAAUACUUAUCUAAUUGGUCACAGAUGUUUGACAUUCCUUUGACAUUAAUUGUACGUUGGUAAAAGCUGAAGUGUCAAAUAUAUUUGCAUUUCCAGAACGAUUCAUUUAUAUUAGUUUGUUCCAAGUUUGGAAACAUCAUUAAUGUGAAACAUGUGAGGAGGUAUCCAAUUGUAAGAGGAUUAAUAAGCGAGUCUUUCAUCUCAUACAUGUUGCCAAUUGUUAUAUAUCUUUUUGAGACAAAUGACAUCAAUGUGAUGCAUGCAAAUCUGUACACUACUUAAUUCAUCAACGUGCUUGGUUCUUGUCAGUGUAUUGCUUCGGUAUAUGCUGAUCAUUAUCAGUUAAUAUAACCAACUAUUUCACUUUUUGCACCUGGAAUCGUGGAAGACAAACUGGGUACCAGCCAAUUAUUACUGGGCGGAUGGGUCUUCAGUACAAAAAUGUAUUGAUAUCUCCAAUAUAUUGUCUUUUUUUCUGAACCUUCCUGAAAUUCUAGUUUCUUUUUCCUGUUCCUCUCUAAAAGUUCAAUGGUCUGUCUGUCUUACUUCAGAGUUUGUGAGUGAACAAAGAACAAUGAAGAAGCUCAGUAAAGAAAUAACUGUCCAUUUUAUUGUGAAAACAAUUCAAUUUUAUUUUGAUGACCUUCAUCUUACAGAGACCUUACAGAAUAAAUUAAAAAAUUAAUCCAGGUGAGGUCUUGAAUGAUUUGGCAAGUCUAGAUUUCUUCAGCUUUGAAAUUAUACUUUGUUCUGGGAUUUUAUUUUGUAAUUUGUUGAUAUAUAAGUUUAAAUAACUUUAUUUCUAGAACUAAGGUUUUUUGUUCAUUUGACAUCAAGGUCUUGAAUUUUUAUCAGUAAUCUUUGGGAAACGGAAACAUUUGUCUGUGUAAUUAAGGUACACCUGGUGUCGUCACUGAAUUUCAGCGAAACAAUUAUAUAAGUUUCACCUCUAUUUUGUCUGUUAUGCCCAGUGGCAUCUGUUUUGGUGGAUAUUCUCUGUUUUUUAGUGCCCCUCCUCUGCCGGGUGCAAAAACGUGAAAUGGUAACAUUACAGGUCACCAGUUAAUAAUUCUGACUUUUAUCUAUGUGUUCAAAUAAAACCAUGUCAACUGCAUAUGUGAGGACUAAUGCUUGUCAUUAAUCAGAAUAACUUUGCACCACAUGGCGUACAUAAACACAGGAUGACUGAGAUAUUUGCUGUAAUUUAUUUGUUUUGGAGUAUUUGACAAGCACCCUGAAGCACUUUUGUACAGAUUUUACAUGAGCACCUGAGGUCCUUUUGGAAAAUUGAUUUUUCUAUCGUACAUCAGCAUGAUUUGGAUGAUCGUCAUGAAUUUCUGUUAACCUCAGUCAUAUAUUCAUUUCUUCUACAGACAGACUUAUGAAGUGGAAAUACUUUGAAAUAACAUUGUUAUUCGAUAUGUACCGUAUUCAACGUUACAAGCGCCCAGGGCGAUCUCAAAAUUAGAAAUAGGGGGCGCUUAUUAGAAUAUUAUUUUGAGUUGAAAGAUCGUAAAUUUCGUGGUUUAAGCUAACAGCCUGAAAUGU
Molecule: messenger RNA, 5938 nt
Organism: Haliotis rufescens (red abalone)
Lineage: Eukaryota; Metazoa; Mollusca; Gastropoda; Lepetellida; Haliotidae
Product: Golgi integral membrane protein 4-like
Exons: 38
Coding region: 107-3466 (1119 amino acids)
Cellular component (GO): Golgi membrane; Golgi apparatus
Source: RefSeq, a predicted model, not a curated record